Messenger RNA from Symbiodinium sp. CCMP2592, 825 nucleotides. NCBI's taxonomy places the organism in Eukaryota, Dinophyceae, Suessiales, Symbiodiniaceae. The record is from the annotation of a GenBank genome assembly.
AUGAGCGAGAGCGAUGGCCUGGAACGGUCGAAGACGCGCGAAGCAGCAUCACAGGAGGCGACCCAGAGUCUGUUUCUGCGACGACGAGAGCUUAAGCUCGGAAUCCAGAGGGUAGAGCUACGGCUCUACCGGCGGACUCGCACAUCCUCAGAAAUCUUCACGAAGCCGCCACACUUCGUCUACAUCAUCCGCUGUAGCUGGGACGGAGAGCAAUCUUCGUGCAGGUCGCUUUCGUCGCCCCGUGGACCUCCACCGAGGAGCCAAUCUCCUCGUGUUGAGUCUCCCAGAGGCUUCGAGGAGCCUUGGCCCUGGUGGGAAAGCUUGCCAAAGUGCUACACAGUACGAAGGAGGUGGCACGAGAUCGUCAGGUUCCACGAGGCCUUGAAGCACGAGCUUGCCAACGAUCCGGUUCUAGGGUGUAGACGUGUGAAGGCCAAGCUUCCGGUUCUCCCCGACCCGGCGGAUGUGGACAGUUGGCUGAAGACCUAUGCGGCCACGAACGAUGCCUGUGCUUUGGGUCGCUCCGCCGUCGAAGUGCAGAGAAAGGCUGCUUGCUUUCAGGGUGUGAUUUGUCACGGACAUGCGUACAUGUGCUUCUGUGUCUUGGUUAGGAUUCACGCCAACUUUGUCUCACUACGCAGCUUGACUGCUCAAGGACCGCUUUGCGAGUCCCAGGAAAAGACCGCUUACAGCCUGGGGGUUGUAGGACCUGUCUUCUACCUGAGCGUCAACCUUACGGUUUUAAUCUCUGAUCAUCCUUGCUUUGCUUUGCUGCUUUGCCUUGAUCUACGAUUGGUUGCCUUGGGCUUUGUGACCGAGAGUUGA